GAUUCUGUUUUGAUAUUUACACACAUCAAACACCAGAUUCAAUAGUGAUUCAUCUUUUAAAAAUCCCUGCCCUUUCGGCCAUAAAAAUUAUAGAAUUAUAAUGUUUAACAAUAUAUUUGGUAAAAAACCUACCGUAAAGGAGCAACAACGUGAAAAUGAUCGCAGCCUGCGCAAAGCGACGCGCGAUAUAGAGCGUGAGCGCCGAAAACUGGAAGAGGAGGAAAAGAAGCUAGAAGCUGAGAUCAAACGCAACGCAGCAGCUGGAAACAAUGAUGCAUGCCGUAUUCUGGCUAAGCAACUGAUAGAAAUUCGCAAACAAAAAUCUCGUAGCUAUGCCGCUGCCGGAAAAAUCCAAUCCAUAGGCUACCAGAAUAAAAACAUGGGCGCAAACAUAGCCUUGGGCGAGGCAAUGGGAACCACAGCCAAAACUAUGGCCACCAUGAACAAGGUGAUGCGCCCAGAGGCAAUAGCAGGCACAGUGCGUGACUUCCAACAGGCGAAUAUGCGCAUGGAGAUGACAGACGAAAUGAUUAACGACACGUUGGACGACAUGCUGAACGAGUCCGGUGAUGAGGAGGAAUCCAACGAUGUGGUCAACAAGGUGCUCGACGAAAUUGGCAUCGAAAUCUCUGGAAAGAUGGCCAGCAUACCAGCCGCAGGGUCUGGCGAGUUCGAGACUAGCGGCAAACGUACCGAAAAAGACAUUGCAGAUCAGUUAGCCAAGCUGAGGUCUUCCUAGAUAUUCCUAGCUAUAAAAUGUUAAUUUUGCUGUGCUUAAUCCCUCCCACAACUAUAUUGGAAGUUUUUUGUACACACAUUUGUUAUUCAUAGGCCAUAAGACAUACAAAUAUAAGUAUAUAUACAUGCAUCACACUAAA
This is a messenger RNA of Drosophila mojavensis, 878 nucleotides long. RefSeq names its product charged multivesicular body protein 2b-B (gene CHMP2B). The transcript has a single exon. NCBI's taxonomy places the organism in Eukaryota, Metazoa, Arthropoda, Insecta, Diptera, Drosophilidae. The coding region runs from base 101 to 739 and encodes 212 amino acids. Gene Ontology annotation, biological process: endosome transport via multivesicular body sorting pathway; protein transport; late endosome to vacuole transport. The record is from RefSeq and is a predicted model, not a curated record. Gene Ontology annotation, cellular component: multivesicular body; ESCRT III complex.